GGAAGGCAGAGACCUGAACAAAGCCAGCUCUGCCUUCUGAACAUCAUUGCCCUGAACUCUACUGAUUUUUAGCGCAGGAAAUGGUGAGGUGGAAAUUUGAGAGGGGAAUUCAGAAACAUAGAAACACUUUAGAAUAAACUUGCCCUCUUAUUGCCCCACUAGAAAAAUGGGGGUGUUAGGGAGGAGGUUGGGAGGGGAAAUUAGAGAAGGCAAGGGAGAGGGCAAGUGGGUGGCAGGAGGUGGGAAAGUUUGGACAAGAACCUGAAGUAACCAGUGACCUAGGGGCCAGCCAUUCACUUCUCAACCCCUCAUUCACCACCUUUGUUUCCUGUCUCCGCAGAUCUUCAGGUCUGUAGUUGUGGGCGCCACACCAGGCAAGAAAAGGAGGACCUGCAGUAUCAGCCCAGGUCAGUGGAAGAGGGCAACUGCUCCAGGACCCCGGGAAGUAGGAGUGGCUUAAGCCAGAGCAGAAGUUGAGGGGGGAGGCCACUGCCUGCUGCCCCUCCUCCAGGCCUCCCUAUUGCAGUGUCAGGAUGAGUGGCCUGUGUCAGGUCCCUAAGGGAACAUGGUAAAUAUAGAGGGGAGAAGAAAGAAGGGAGGGAAGGGAGGGAUGGCACUGUGGAUGCCCCCUGAGUAUACAAGACCCAAAAGUAUACAAAGAGGAGCCCUGGAAACAGACCAGGCCAUUGUUCUGUCGGCAGUUCUGUGUCUUACAACUGCAGUCAAGGGAGAAAAGAAGGAAAAUGCCCAGGAUUCCUGCAGGUCCAUGUCAAUUGAGAAUACCCAGUUAAAGCUACAAGGGCGUAGCCAAGGUUAGAGCAAAGUUUAGGGACCAAUCUGAUCCUACACACUUCUCAGCACACCCCAUUAAACAUAGGUAGAAGUGCCUGUGAAAGUUUCCACAAGGUUGGCUCUUGUGAACGUGUGUGAAGUGGGAAGGAAAGGAGGAGAUAUAAGCGUGGAAGUGCACCAAGAAGGUGGGAUAGGGUCAGUAAAGCCCUAAAUCAGGACAGGCAAGAACUAUCCAGACCUUCAUUCCACCUCCUAAACCCUCAUUCUCCUUUGUCUCCUAGGACAGCCAAAGAAGGGAAAUCUCAACAUGGAAAAGCUCUACAAAGAAAGUGAAGGAAAGCUAGAAAACAAAGGAAGCCUGGAAAAUGAGGGCAAGCCUGAAGAUGAAGUAGACACAGAAGAUGAAGGAAAGUCAGAAGAAGAAGAAAAGGCGGAAGUGGCGGGGAAGCCAGAAUACCAGGGGAAGCUAGAGGAUGAGGGAGAGCCAGGUGAUGAGGGAGAGCCAGAGGGAAGGAAAGAAAAGCAGGGAAAGCCAGGAGAUGAAGGGAAGCCGCAAGAUGAGGGCAAGCUGAAGUCUGAGCGAAAGCCAGAGAGCGAGCCCCGGGCUGCUGAAAAGCGCUCGGCUGAAGAUUACGUGCCCCGGAAAGCAAAAAGAAAAACGGACAGGGGGACGGACGACCCCCCCAGGGACUAUCAGGAGGAUUUACACGAAAGGCGCUUGAGCAGUGAGGAGAUGAUGAGAGAAUGUGGUGAUAUGUCAAGGGCUCAGGAGGAGAUAAGGAAAAAACAGAAAAUGGGUGGUUUCCAUUGGAUGCAAAGAGAUGUCCAGGAUCCAUUCCCCCCAAGGGGCCAGCGGGGAGUCAGAGGAAUGAGGGGCGGAGGUAGGGGCCAGAAGGACAUAGAAGAUGUCCCAUACGUUUAAUGCCUUUGGCUUUCAAUUCUGGUUCUCCCAUGAGAAUAUUGGCAGCCCCGCUUUCCCUGGCAGGCAUUUGCCAGGCUCUGUGCUCUAACCUACGCUGAUACUUGGCUUUAGGUGUCACUCUUGUUACCAGCAGCCUUUGACCCCACUGCAGCCUCUGUGUUUCAGUAGGGGAUUUUCACCCAUGUGCAUGAAAGAGAUGUUCAUGGUACCUUGUAAAGUAUUAAUAAAACACAGUUUGCAGAAC
Loxodonta africana (African savanna elephant) is the source of this 1958-nucleotide messenger RNA. RefSeq names its product transcription elongation factor A protein-like 5. NCBI's taxonomy places the organism in Eukaryota, Metazoa, Chordata, Mammalia, Proboscidea, Elephantidae. The record is from RefSeq and is a predicted model, not a curated record. The coding region runs from base 1100 to 1714 and encodes 204 amino acids. The transcript has a single exon.